Messenger RNA from Patiria miniata (bat star), 6619 nucleotides. RefSeq lists its product as uncharacterized. Gene Ontology annotation, biological process: regulation of apoptotic process. Gene Ontology annotation, molecular function: actin binding. NCBI's taxonomy places the organism in Eukaryota, Metazoa, Echinodermata, Asteroidea, Valvatida, Asterinidae. The coding region runs from base 318 to 2627 and encodes 769 amino acids. The record is from RefSeq and is a predicted model, not a curated record. The transcript has 8 exons.
AAAGAAGAGAUGAUGACAUGCUGACGCGAUGACAGGGCUUGUUUACUUCGGAUUGUUUUUUUUAACCCAUGGACGUGUGCGAUCAUGUUUUCAUGUACUGUUUUUAACGAUUAAUUAAAUUGUGAGGUUUUCAAAACUGGUGUAUGUCAACUGUGCUGAUUGCUGUGCCCUAAUUUGACAUUUGCUGGACAAUGCUGGAGUGGACAAACUAACGAAGGUUCAACUUCAAAAGCAGGUUGAUUGAGAAACUACUGCAAUUCUGAACUCUGACUUCACUUAAUACUUUCCGAUGUUGUGCUGAUGAUUAAGAGGUAAUCAUGGACACCACGCCAGAUACAAAUCAUCAAGCAGCAAACAUCCGGCUGAAUGCCGCAUCUCAGGAGAUGGAGACCUCCGGUGAGAUACCCUACAUGGACGAAGAUGAGCCCGUCCCAUCUCCACCAUCCUCCAGAUCGGGAACUCUUAAAGCCCGCAAGAACUCCAAGGGCCGGAGUCCCAAAUGCUCCCCGAUGAUGGUCAACAAGGAGAGCAGCAUCCCCAUCGUCAAGAAGGAGGCAGAGAAGGUCAUGGAGAUGUUCCUCAAGCGGCGGAGUAUGAGCAUGAAUGAUGCCAUCCUGCAAAAGGAGUUCUUCAGUCAGGAGAGACGGAGGAAGAAAGACCGAGCGCCGCGCAAUAAUACGGUGUCUAUAUGCUCCACUAUGAGCACUGACUCCAGCGACUAUCGCAACAGUGGAGAUUACGAGGAGGCAACGCUAACGAGAAGCAAGGGCAGUUUCAGCCGAGCUUUGGAGAAUUCGAUACUGCCGGGAGAUGUGAAACGGGAGCAGUCAUCUGCCGACGAUGAACUGUCAUCGUCUGAUCAUGAACUGGACAAGGAGAAAUCUCGGUCAGCACCUUCCACCCUGCGCAUGCAGGUUGGCCGGGUGACUGAAGAAGACAUUGAAAAGCUUCGAGCGGCUGGUAAUGGCUAUGCCCAGCACGACAAAGAUGGCGUGAAGAAAGAGCCGAAGAAGAGAGACAUACCAAAAAGGCGUAAGAGCCUGUUGGACAAAGCCAAGCAAAUUAUCCGCUCUCCUAGCAUGCAGAGAAAGCAUGAUCACUCAGAAGAGAAGGAGCCUCCUGCUGGUCCCAAUGAAACUUCUGCCAGUCGGUCCAAAGUCCAUCAAGAAAUGAAACACACUGGCUUUGCAAACAGGCUGAAGAGGACAUUUCGACGAGACUCCCGCAAAAAUUCCCUGAAAACUGAAUCCGAGACGAAAACUCCCACCCCACCCAACUCGGCUUCUGCAGAAUCUAAGGACGCAGCCAAAACGAGGCGCUGGCCAAGCUUCCAGCUCAAGAGGAAACCACGGAAGAGUGCAUCAACUCCCACAGACGACAGCCUCGCCGGUGCUACGCCCUCGGAUACCACCUCAAAUGCGGACUGGGCCUCAGUCAGUGACUAUGACCACACCCAAUCCAUGACCGAAUUUGACCGCAGGAAACUCCUCAAAGAGAUUCACAAUGGUGUUCAGUUGCGUCGUGCGCAGACGGCUGCCGGCAGCGAUUCUCAGCUUCACUCCAGAGAGGCCAAAAAAUUGCCGUCCCGGAGUGCAAAGGAGCUAGAGGCCAGCGGACUUGGGUCCACAGGCACUCAGACCCCCUCCUCGGUUCUGUCAAGUUCCCAAGAGUCUGGGAUGUCAUCUGACUGGUCAUCGGGUGGGUCUGGCCAAAAAUCACAGAGACCGAGGAGUCUUAACUUGACAAGAUCAAAACGGCAUGAAAGAAACAAACAGGGACUUAAUGAUGUCUUGAAGUUGGAUAGGAUAACCCCGGGUCAUGUCCGGCGAGACACCGACACAAGGCAGCCUGUCAUGCCCACUGCAGAGGGGGACAGGAAUAGCCGGGACCUUGAGUUGGAUGGAGUAGAAGACGCUGGGGAUGAUAUGAGUGUUGGAGGAGGAGACGAAGAUGCCACACUGCAGCGGCCGUCCAAGCGAGAGAGGGAGGAAUUCUACAAACGAAUCGCUGACCGGCUUGCCCAGAUCGGAGACCGGUUCGUGACAGAGUACCAGGAGGGUGUUGUUGAGCCCGAUGAGUCUUCCGGAUCCGACGUGAGACUCAGGGCGAAGGAGCUAGCUGCGACAGCUGCUCCCAUGGAGACCAGUGCGGCCACAGCUGCAGGUGGUGCAGAAUCGGACGAAAGACUAUUUGAAACCAUAGGUGGAAGGAUACGAGACCACGUGGAUGGUUACCGAGCUAGUGAGGUGAUUGUAUUUGAGCUCCUAAGGUUAAGUGGUAAUCUGAUCGAAUUGCCACUUUCACCCGACAUUGAUAUCUCCAGGUCGAUCCUGUCGGUGGUGCGAGACCACACCUACGCGGUCUUCCGAGACACCAUGCAGGGACUGAUUGGCCAGGACACAGGGUUCGAGCAGCUGGCCCUGGUCUUCAAGUUCACCAAGCUGGCCAUGAAGAUUGCCCAGCACUACGGCUCCAGGGCCAGUGACAUCAAACAGAACAGCCUGCGGUACAUCGGCGAUCGAUUCGCUGCCUGGCUGGACAGCCAAGGAGGAUGGGGAGCUGUGGUGGAUUCCAGUGACGAAGAAGAGGAGGAACAGUCUCAUCAUGGCGAGUCUGAAAUUGAUUGAUGUUGAAGACAGCAACGUAAGAUAUUUUCUUCGUGUUUUUGCAUUAAAAUAAUUUGUUUUAACAAGAAAACGUUUAAAAUUUUCGUUUUUGGUUUUCAUACCGUACACGACGUCAUGUCCAGAAAUUCAAUUUUGGUUUUAGCAUUUUUUCUUUUGGCAGCUGCUUAAAAGUAGAAUGUAUGUUUAUGGAAAGGCAAUGUCUAAGCAGCAUAUGCCUACACAUGUACUUGUAAGUCUUAUCCAAACACCGUGAAAUUUCUUUGAUUCAUGAUGCACAGAAGUCACGAUACGCUUUUAAAGUACAGAUUUUUAUCAAAAAAAUGAAAAUUUGUUUGUGACAUGAAUGGGUUGCCAUAGUAAUCAUUUGACAUUGCCGUGAUCAGGUAUAUAAUUUUUCUCAAUGAUUUUGCAGGCAUGCAAAUUUUCCUCAGAGCAGUUGAGUUCCUCUUUUGUUUUCACUUCACACUUACAUUGUAAAUGCCAUGAAAACUUGAACAACGCUGUAUAUAGUCUUGUAAAGCUUGGGAUUUUCUCUUAUUUUUUGGUUAUUUCCCAGUUGCAUGCCUGACUUUCUCCUCGCAUAUCAAGGCAUUACUAAAAUACUGAAUUUUCUAUGCAUGAAAUGAGACAUGUCAGCAAGUUCUUUUGCAUAUACUUCACUAAAGUUCUUUGGCUCAGAACUAAAAUAUCCAUCAAGUUGCAGACAUCAUAUGAUUUUUUUUGCAAAUUGCCAUGCUUGCACUCAUGUUAAUCUGAACUUUUAAAGUUUGAAAAACAAGCUUUGGGCUUCUUCAUAAACUGUUUGGUAAAAAAGUUUUUUCAUCACAAAAGUUUAUUUAUUAUGAAUAUUUGAGACAUACAUUGGAUUUUUAGCAUUUUAUUCUUAAAGAUUUUGAAUUACACAUACUUUUUUGUUCACUAGAUGUGAGUGGCAUAUCUCAUUAAUGUGUUAAAUUCUAAAUCCAGUAUUCAUAGUUAACCUAAUAUUUGUACACAUGUGUAAGUAAGAUGGCUAAUUAACUUGUACAUAUUCUGUAAGAAAUCUUAAAUUUUAACGAAUCAUAUAGAGAAUGUCUAAAAGUUUAUCAAUUUCUUAAGUGUCGUCUUAUCAUCUGUUAGCAAUCCACUUCAGCUGCAAUUGAACUUAGUUUAUGGAUUUUUUGUAUUGUACUUAGAUGAAUAUUUAUCAGGCGAUUUUUGAGGAAUGGAAUUAUUGCCAGUUCUUCAAUUUAGCAAUUCCAAUGUUAGUUCGAUAUUUUUUUCAACUUUGUGCAUUCCCAGAGAAACUGAAUUCAGGCAAAUCUAGUUUCUUGGAUAUUUGUGCAAGAGACCUUGUACUAGUAAAUAUGGAGUACCGAAGUGUGACGUCAUUUAGAACCAGAAAGUGUAGUGCAAACGAAUGCAGUACGCGCGCAUGUUGGUUCACGGGCUGAAUCACGCGCUAAUGUCUUUCACACACAUUUUGUGCGAGUGACCUAUUCACUACGGUACUCCAUACUUGUACAUGUACAUGUACAAGUGCAUAAUCAUGUUGUACAACUAUGUAUCUACCAAAUUCAAACACUAUGUGAUGUACAUACAUGUUUGUACCAGAGCUUCAUCUCUGGCCACAUCUUUGUCGCUUGCCCAAGAUUCCUAAGAAUCAUGCUUUGUUCAAACUCUGUCUCUCUGAAGUUGGAAGUCGACUACAGGAUCAAAAUCAUGAUGUUGGAGCCUGAAUCCAAAGUCGGAGAUGUAGCCGGGAUUUUGUAAACCUCUAAAAUACGUGUAUACAAACAAAACAUUUGUUUGUUGGGUCGUGGCCCAGCAGAGUGCUUCAUUAAAUGCAUACAUAUGCAGGCCAAGGGUGUCAGGAUGCAUACAUUGUAUGCAUUUUAUUUUGGUUCUACAUGCAUAUUCAAAUUAACUCAAAGAUUGAAAACUCUGAAACCCUAGAAUGUAGCAUUUCUGGCUCCCAGUUAAAGUAUACGUGUAGUAUCAAGGUUGUUUUGAAUUCUUUCCCCCGAUGCAAUUCAGUUUCACAAAUGCACCAAUAGUGCCGAAAUUGUCCUUUUAUCAAGCACAUAUCCAACGUCAGUUUCUUUUACUUUAAAGAAUAUUUUACACUUUUUUAAAAGACAUUGUUUGGUUUUAUCAAAUAAGAAAUUCGUGUGUUUUCGAUUUGUAGACCAUCUUUGUUAAACAAAGUGUGUAAAUUUAUGUGCCUUUUGAAAAAAAAAAUAAUUUCCAUUUGUUCAUUGUAAUUUCUUCCUCUUUAUGAAAGAUAUAUCAGUCAUAUCCUGUACAUGUACGGUAGCUCACUUCUUUAACACUAGCAAUUUUCCCCUUCCAAAUUCCUGUUGAAAAAAAUCCAAGGAAAGUGUUACAGUUUCUGUAUUAUUGGGCAAAACUAACUGUUUGGACAAAAGCGACUGUAAUUAAUUCAUGCAUAUUCAACGGCUGAACAUUUUAACGAAGACUGCAACAAUCAUGAUAAACAUACCGGUACGUACAUAUCCAUAUACGUGUAUGUACACGUAUCAGGCCCAUAGCCAGCCUGGUGAAAGGGGGUAGUGGUCAUUUUUACAAUAAAGUGGACCUUUACAUUACUAUCACUGCGUCCCCUUGCUGAGCUUGCAGACAGAUUGUGUGGAGACUACAUAUGCUAGACCAGGCUGCUAGCCACACACCGCGCGCCGCUACAAGUACAGCUCAGACCAGAAUAACGAUACCAGGACGUGCGAUGUGACGACAAAUACAUAGGCUAUAAAGUAGUGCGUGAUGGAGCUUCGUCUAAAUAUUUCCUGUUGAACUAUCAACGUGUAACCAUUAAGUUAUUUUUCCAAAGAUAGCGCACGCAAACACAUUUUGAGUAAAACUAAAAAUUUGACCUGCUGCUGAUUUGGGAGGGGGGGGGGGGGUUUGACCUUCCCUGGCUAUGAGACUGUGUACAUGUAUGGUGAUGGGGUCCACACUUGAGCAGUCUGGUGCAUAAAUUCAUAUAAUGAAAAUCUCCAAUGAAAGAGAAAUACUUAUUUUAGAGUUCAGGUUUAUACAAAUGUCCACCUCCAUCCAAUCCAAAAUUAGAAUGCAACAUGCUUUCAGAAUUGCCAACAAGAUACAAUAAUAUGUGUUGAUAAGUGACAUGGAAUCAAUGUAUAAUUCCUGGUGCUAAAUACAAAAAUGUAUGACUUGGUUUCUAAUUAUGCUUUUACAAAAUUAAAAAUUGAAUUGUGUUUUUUUUAAUGGAACCCCUUUUUACGACAACUAUACAAUGUAUGUACGUAUUACUAGUACAAUAAUGUUAAGAUGUACAUGUAUAAAAGUGUUAACAGAGUACUUAGUUUAGAACCCCACUUUAGAGUACUAAAAUAUUUAUGAGUAGAAUUUGAAGUUCAUUUUUUUAAAAAAUAAAUGCUGCAGUUGAGAAUGUUUAACUUAAUUUAUUGUGUUUUACAGAAAUUGUUUGAAGUGGUAGUGGUAAUGAUCCUGAACAAAAUUUGUCUGGGAAAAAAUCCAUAUGUGUGUAUUUUAAUUGUUGAUUGAUGAUACCUGUUACAACUUACUCUAAGUACAUCUAAUGAAAAUUGUGUCAAUAUUUGUCAAGUAAAACUUGCAACUUCAUGUUUGGAUUAAUAUAUCAGUGACUAAGACUGUUUGUGUAGUGGCAAAUAUCAUGGAGUGGCUAUGCUGAGAGAAAUUUCAUUCGCACAUACUUCAGUUUUUUUUAUAAUAAAGUAGCAAAUACAGGUUAUAACCGUUUCAUAGAGGAUGUUAAUGCUUUAACACUUAGCAUGCAGCAUUUUUGACCAAGCAACUUCCAAAAAUGUGUUGUGGGUUGUGAUUCAGCAGCUUUUGUCCAAGACAAAACUUGAAUAGGUGUGCUAUCGGUAAUUAUUACAAAUGAAAUUGCGCACGAGUUAUGAGAAAUCAGAGGAAGAAGAGUAGAACAAAUUGUAUCAGGGAUGUUUUUUAAUUUGUUUUUUAACCUGAUAUAAAACUGAUCUCCAUCU